CCGCUCUCCCUUGACCCACAAAACUCCAUCUAAGCCUCAUGACAUCUAACCCUUCCAUCUAGAUAACCAUCCACACCACGAGGGAUACAAAACCCGAAAUACAUUGCCAGAGAACAACGAAGCACAUGGUAUAUCAUAUAGUAUGCUACAUAGUCUAGACGAAUCGAAAAGAUCAUCACCACGAGCCAACAGCCAACCAUCCAAGGACACUCUAAAGACCUCCGCACACCCGAGUCUCACAACCGCACGAGUAAGGCCUGGAACCCAUAGACGAACAAACAAGGAGCGAGUAGCACAGACACCGGCUAGUCAGUCACGUAAUGGAUCAGUACGUAGCACGUACCUACUUCGACGUCUCACACAACACAAGCAAACGGGAGAAAGGACCUCAUUAUCUGCGUAGACAACCAUACUCCAUUCCAUCCCAUCCCAUCCCAUACCUAAUAUAACCCGUCGCACAAACAUCCCUACUUCCUGCUUCCCCUC
Pseudovirgaria hyperparasitica is the source of this 486-nucleotide messenger RNA. RefSeq lists its product as uncharacterized. Bases 143 to 403 code for a protein of 86 amino acids. The transcript has a single exon. Lineage: Eukaryota; Fungi; Ascomycota; Dothideomycetes; Acrospermales; Acrospermaceae. The record is from RefSeq and is a predicted model, not a curated record.